AUGUUAAGUGCUACCCGUUCGUUUGCUUCUUCUGCCAGAAGAGCCAGUUAUGCCGAUACCAUCGGUAACUUGAAGGUUAAUGCUGACACUAAGGUUAUCUAUCAAGGUUUCACUGGUAAACAAGGUACUUUCCAUGCUGAACAAGCUAUUGCUUAUGGUACCAAGGUUGUUGGAGGUACCAACCCUAAGAAGGCCGGUACCACUCAUUUGGAUUUACCUGUGUUUGCUACUGUUGCUGAAGCCAUGAGAGAAACUGGUGCCUCUGCUACUGGUAUUUUUGUCCCUCCUCCAAUUGCUGCUAAGGCCAUUGAAGAAGCCAUCGAGGCCGAGAUCUCUCUUGCUGUGGCCAUCACUGAAGGUAUCCCCCAAAAGGAUAUGGUCAGAGUUGCUCAAAUCUUAAAGACCCAAUCCAAGACUCGUUUGGUGGGUCCCAACUGUCCUGGUUUGAUUGCUCCAGAUCAAUGUAAGAUCGGUAUCAUGCCCUCUUCUAUCCAUAAGCGUGGUAGAGUUGGUAUUAUCUCUAAGUCUGGUACUUUAACCUAUGAAGCUGUUGCUCAAACCACUGCUGUUGGCUUGGGUCAAUCAUUGGUCAUUGGUAUGGGAGGUGAUCCAUUCCCUGGUACUAACUUUAUCGAUGCCUUAACUUUGUACUUGAAUGAUCCAGAAACUGAGGGGAUCAUUUUGAUUGGUGAAAUCGGUGGAUCUGCUGAAGAAGAAGCUUCUGAAUUCCUUAAGCAAUACAAUUUGACUCGUGAUGUUCCAAAACCAGUGGUUUCAUUUAUUGCUGGUGUUUCUGCUCCUCCAGGUAGAAGAAUGGGUCAUGCUGGUGCCAUUGUUGCUGGUGGUAAGGGUGAUGCUAAGUCCAAGAUUGCUGCUUUGCAAUCUGCUGGUGUUGUUGUCGAAGCUUCUCCUGCUAGAUUGGGUGCUUCUUUGUACAAGGAAUUUGAAGAUAAGAAAUUACUUUAA
This is a messenger RNA of Lizanozyma spartinae, 966 nucleotides long. It is a transcript of the gene LSC1, whose product is annotated as succinate--CoA ligase (GDP-forming) subunit alpha. The transcript has 2 exons. NCBI's taxonomy places the organism in Eukaryota, Fungi, Ascomycota, Pichiomycetes, Serinales, Debaryomycetaceae. The record is from RefSeq and is a predicted model, not a curated record. Gene Ontology annotation, molecular function: succinate-CoA ligase (ADP-forming) activity; succinate-CoA ligase (GDP-forming) activity. Bases 1 to 966 code for a protein of 321 amino acids. Gene Ontology annotation, cellular component: succinate-CoA ligase complex (ADP-forming); mitochondrion. Gene Ontology annotation, biological process: tricarboxylic acid cycle.